Molecule: messenger RNA, 1244 nt
Organism: Sphaerodactylus townsendi
Lineage: Eukaryota; Metazoa; Chordata; Lepidosauria; Squamata; Sphaerodactylidae
Gene: SOD3
Product: superoxide dismutase 3
Exons: 2
Coding region: 182-871 (229 amino acids)
Biological process (GO): removal of superoxide radicals
Molecular function (GO): copper ion binding; superoxide dismutase activity
Source: RefSeq, a predicted model, not a curated record
ACUUCAUGGUCAACAAGCAGCAUUCAUUAACUCCACAGGAAGUUUGGAAUCUGGAUGUGGUUAUUGGUCACUGGUGAAGAAUUGCUCCCAGCUGCAAAGUGCUUCUGGAAGACAAAUCUUGCAUCAAAGGCGAUUCCCAAUUCUCUCCCCGUCUCUGGAAAGUCUUCUGAAGAUUUCAGGCAUGUCUGUGCUUCUGUUUCUAGUCACGGGCUUGAUCCUUUGUGUAUCCGAUGAAACAAAACAAGAAGAAAGCUCCAACCUGGCCAUUCAGGAAACGCAGGGAAAGAUGAAUUUGCUGUGGAUGGCCAUCCUCUACCCAAAUAUGUAUGAGCACCUGCACAAAGGCAACUGGAUUCAUGCCAUUUGCGAAGUGAAGCCUAGUCGUAACCUAGAAGCUGGCAAACCGCAGGUGAAUGGGCAAGUUUUGUUCCAACAAGUUUACCCACAUGGAAAACUGAAUGCUAUCUUCUACCUGGACGGGUUCCCCCCAGAUUCUAAUGCAGCUGGCCGAGCUAUCCACAUCCAUGAGUUUGGAGACCUCAGCAUGGGCUGCGAUUCGGCGGGGGGGCACUAUAAUCCUUUCAAGGUCAAUCACCCCUUCCAUCCAGGGGACUUUGGAAACUUCUACCCUCAAGAUGGAAAAAUCCGACUAUCAAUGAGCAACCUGCAGCCUUCGCUCUUCAACAAACAAGCCAUUCUGGGCAGAUCUGUUGUGAUCCACGAGAACGCCGAUGACAUGGGGAAAGGGAACAAUUCGGGCAGUUUAGAGCACGGAAAUGCGGGCAAGCGUUUGGCUUGCUGCGUCAUUGGAUUUUGCAAAGAAGAAAUGUGGGUGAAGGCCCACGAGGAGCUCCUUAAGACGGAAGGAUGAGCAGGCAACAGCCAGGCCUGGGUGAAGCCCAAACAGCAUUUUCACUUUGGCAGCAUUGGCUACGAAGUAACUGGAAAUAUUUCUGGGGCCCUGGGCGAGCGGGGGGGGGGGGGAUUAGAUCUGCCUAUUGCUUUACCAUAGAGUUCCAUUCUGUAAGCAGAUUAGCUAGCAGGAGUCGCAGUUAGUUUGAAAGCUCAUACCCAGGUUUCUUUUCCGCUUCAGUGUUUAGUGUCGCAAAGUUAAAAAAAAUGCACCUUUCCCUACCGAGAUCUUGAACGGUCCUGUUCAUUUUGGGUCGUUUUCUUUCAAAAAACCAUCUCAAGAACAAGGAAGCCGAAGGGAUGAAAAGGCAAAAAUAAAAAGUUUCAACCAA